This is a messenger RNA of Rattus norvegicus (Norway rat), 960 nucleotides long. RefSeq names its product olfactory receptor family 8 subfamily G member 20B (gene Or8g20b). Gene Ontology annotation, biological process: detection of chemical stimulus involved in sensory perception of smell; signal transduction; G protein-coupled receptor signaling pathway. NCBI's taxonomy places the organism in Eukaryota, Metazoa, Chordata, Mammalia, Rodentia, Muridae. The transcript has a single exon. Gene Ontology annotation, cellular component: plasma membrane; membrane. Gene Ontology annotation, molecular function: G protein-coupled receptor activity; olfactory receptor activity. The record is from RefSeq and is marked reviewed. Bases 1 to 960 code for a protein of 319 amino acids.
AUGGAGAGCUUGACAGCAGGAAAUCAUUGCAGAGUAAGUGAAUACUUCUUGGCUGGGCUCUCAGCGAAGCCAGAACUCCAGCUGCCACUCUUUCUCCUCUUCAUAGGAGUCUAUGUGAUAACUGUGGUGGGAAAUCUGGCCAUGAUCACAUUGAUUGCAUGCAGUUCCCACCUGCACACACCCAUGUAUUAUUUCCUAAGCAGUCUGUCUUUCAUUGACUUCUGUCAGUCCACUGUUGUUACCCCUAAAAUGCUGGUGAACUUUGUGACAGAGAAGAACGUCAUUUCCUACCCUGGAUGCAUGACUCAACUCUACUGCUUCCUCAUUUUUGGUGUUGCAGAGUGCUACACAUUGGCUGCCAUGGCAUAUGACCGCUAUGUUGCCAUCUGUAACCCCUUGCUUUACAAUGUAACCAUGUCCUAUCAGAUUUACACUUCCCUGAUUCUGGGUGUGUAUAUUUUUGGUAUGUUAUGUGCCUCAGUUCACACAGGCUUCAUGAUUAGGGUUAAGUUCUGCAAAUUAGAUGUGAUCAACCACUAUUUCUGUGACCUUCUUCCCCUCUUGAAGCUUGCAUGCUCUAAUACCUAUAUCAAUGAAAUGUUGAUUCUAUUUUUUGGUACACUGAACAUCUGUGUCCCAUUGCUGACCAUUAUUACUUCCUAUAUCUUCAUCAUUGUCAGCAUCCUCCAUAUUCGUUCCACCAAGGGGAGGUCCAAAGCCUUCAGUACUUGCAGUUCCCACAUUGUGGCUGUUGCGAUUUUCUUUGGAUCUUUAGCAUUCAUGUACCUUCAGCCCUCAUCAGUGAGUUCAAUGGACCAAGGGAAAGUGUCGUCUGUGUUUUAUACAAUUGUUGUACCCAUGCUGAAUCCCUUGAUCUACAGCCUGAGGAAUAAGGAUGUCAGUAUUGCCUUGAAGAAACUAUUUGAAAGGAAAAGUUUCAUAAAAGCCGAAGUAAUGUGA